CUUAUAAGAUCACAGCUCUUGCCGGCGACUGUGUUUGCAUCUUCUCCAAUGGCCAGCUCUGGCGAGAAAGCUAAUUUAUUGGGUAAGCGAAAGCCGGAAGAUGGUUUUGGGACCGACCCGGUUCUGAAGAAACAUAAAGAAAAAUCUGAGGAGAAGGAGAUCGAAGCAAGGGUUGAGCAGCUGUUGUCUGAUGAGAAGGCUACUACUACUUUGGAGACAAGGAAAGGAUCCUUUGCUGUUGAGUCUAAUUUAAUCUCAGUCCAAGGACUUGAUGAAACACCUGCUGAGACAGUGGAGACCGAACCUAUUCAGGAACCAAAGAAGACUCUCUUUGUUUCUCAUCUCCCAGCCUACACUAAAAUAUCAGAUGUCCUCUGUUUCUUCCAAAACGUUGGACAAGUUGUUCGUGUUCGUCUUGUUGUAGACAACAGGGGUGUUUUUACGGGCGAUGCCUUUGUUGAGUUUGCUUCUACCGACCAAGCAAACAAGGCACUGAAAGAAAAGAAGUGUGAUAAGUUUCAGAACUGGCGCAAUAUUGUUCUUGGUGUGGCUGAUAAGGGAGAGGGAGCUCCAUUCUUUCCACCCAAGUAUUGCAUAGAUCACAAAGUUUGGUACCUAGAAGAGGAAGAAGACUACCUUCAACAAGAAGGAGAAGAAGAAGAAGAUGUAGACUACCUUCAACAAGAAAGCCUUCCCAUUGAAGAAGAAGAAGAAGAAGAUGAGACACCUCCCAACGCUGAGGAAGAUUCCGUACUCUUCAUGGCUAAUCUCUCUCCACAAACAACUAAAAUAUCACAGAUCAUCAAGUUCUUCAAAUAUAUUGGUGGUGUUGUUAGUGUGCGACUUAUUGUAAACCAACAGCGCAAGCAUGUGGGCUACGCCUUUGUUGAGUUUGUUGAUGCUAAACGAGCUAAUUUGGCGCUGAAAAAUAAGAAUGGUGAAUACUUGCACGAUCAUGAGAUUUUUUUGAUGAAAAGAGUUGAGGAGGACACUCCUCAUUCUGCUGAGACAGCUACCACUGUAAGAGAUAAGACGCUCUUUGUUGACCAUCUCUCUACGAAAACUAGAAUAUCAAAUAUCAUCAAUUUCUUUAAAGAUGUUGGAGAAGUUGUUCAUGUUCGACUUAUGGUAGACAAAAGUACCGCUCUGAUGAGGUCUGGCUAUGUUGAGUUUGCUUCUGCUGCCGAAGCUGAGAAGGCGAUGGAGGAGAAGAACGGCAAAUAUUUAAACAGACGCAAGCUUUAUUUAGCUUUCGUUAAGGAGCAUUCACGAAUAUUCAAGUAUUGCAUAGAUCACAAGGUUUGGUUCGAGGACUAUCUUCUACAAGAAAAUGCAUCGGUGGAUGAAACUCCAGACUUUGAUGAGGAUGUUUCAUCGAGUAAGAAGACUCUCUUUACCGAUUUCUCCCAGAAAAAAAACGUGCCAGCUGUUAACAUACCAAAUAUCAUCAGUUUCUUCCAAGAUGUUGGACAAGUUGCUAGUGUUAGACUUAUUGUAGACCGCUGGGGCAUAUCUUCGGGCUGUUGCUGUGUUGAGUUUGCUACUGGUACCGAAUCAAAGAAGGGUUUUGAAAUUUACAGGCAUGUUAAGGGGAUUUUUGUCAAGAGGCCUGAGAUAGCUCCAUACCCUUUCCGACCCAAGUACAACCUUACCGACCUCGCAGAGAAGCUUUGGUGCGAAGACGAGCUUAGACGAGAAGGCUUUGGUUUGCCGACCAGAUCAAAGCCCAAGGAAGAGGAGAUUGCAAUCCCCUGCAAGGAAAAGGUUACUUUCUGCGGUAAGAAGAUUACCUUCUCUGACUAAGAUGAUGAAGAAGAAGAAAAAGAAAAGAAAGCUCUUUGGUCUCUAUAACUUUUUUUUUUUGGACAAAUGGUGUCUAUAACUUUAUUAUGAUACACAAUGAACUCAAGUUGAUUACGUAUUCGGUUAUGUAACUUGUGAUACAAUAUGACUUGAAAUGU
Raphanus sativus (radish) is the source of this 1961-nucleotide messenger RNA. RefSeq lists its product as uncharacterized. Gene Ontology annotation, cellular component: U1 snRNP; precatalytic spliceosome; U2-type prespliceosome. The coding region runs from base 49 to 1803 and encodes 584 amino acids. Gene Ontology annotation, molecular function: mRNA binding; U1 snRNA binding. Gene Ontology annotation, biological process: mRNA splicing, via spliceosome. NCBI's taxonomy places the organism in Eukaryota, Viridiplantae, Streptophyta, Magnoliopsida, Brassicales, Brassicaceae. The transcript has 6 exons. The record is from RefSeq and is a predicted model, not a curated record.